AUGAGACCGCAGGGGGAGGUUGUGGGCGACUCCGCUAAUGUCCCAAGCCUCUUGGAGCUGGCAGCCCCUUUGGACAAUGGAGCCGAGAGCCUAGGGCGGCCUUUCCCAGGCGCCGCCUUCGCACGAGGCCGCACAUCGAGGUUGCAGAUUCCCUACAAAUUCUUCUCGGACCCGUCCACCAUCAAUGAGAAACGGAAGCAGCGGAGGAUCCGGACAACGUUCACCAGCUCACAGCUGAAAGAGCUGGAGAGAGUGUUUGCCGAAACUCACUACCCGGACAUCUACACCAGAGAAGAGCUGGCUCUCAAAAUCGACCUCACUGAAGCCAGAGUGCAGGUUUGGUUCCAGAACCGCCGCGCCAAGUUCCGCAAGCAAGAGCGAGCGGCGAACUCCAAAGGGCAGAACUCCGGCAACGGGGGCGCCUCGUCCGGCAAAAAGCCCGACCCCCGCUCGUCCUCCGAAGACGACGAGUCCAAGGAAUCCAACUGCAGCCCUACGCCCGACAGCACCGCCUCUCUGCCCACCACCGGCAACUUGAACAGUCCCGGCGGCAGCCUGAGCCCGAGCCCUGGCAGCGGGCAAGGCCUGGGGCCGAGCCACGCCAGCCAGGCCCUGAAGGCUCCCCUCUGGCCCGGCGUGACCACCAGCAACGGGCCCACCAACACGGCCGACCUGCUGAAGGCCUGGCAGCCGGCCGAAGCCAUGCCGGGACCUUUCUCCGGCGUCCUUUCCUCUUUCCACAGGAAACCAAACCCCCUGAAGGCAAACCUCUUCUAACUCCCCUGCUCCGCCGUUUGCCAAUUCCGUUAGGUGUCCCACAAAGGAUUCCCCCCUUCCGUGACUGGUAGCGUCCACAUGGCGGGGGGCCGUGGCCCUCCCUGAAGGAACAACACGACCUCGCGGGAACCGCAGCCGCUGUCUUCUUCAUGUGUGUAGUCAUUUCUAGGCCACCGACCGUCUCGAACUUCCCGAACCUGCCUCAUCUCCUCACACACAACUCCACGGGGGUCUCGUCAGGGGCUGGGCCUGUUUAUCGCAUCUCCCGUUCAUCAGUCUGCGUGGAAGAAUCUCCCUCGCACCGUGGCCACUCGCCAAUUCCCCAUCCCGAAUCACCUUCCUGGGUGGCGAGAGCAAGAAGUUGAUUCUCCCGUAACGCCGUUUUGCUUCUGUUGCCUUUGGACCCCUGUUUGUUUUGAAUUGGGUGGGAAGACAUAAAUCCCAAGAAGCCUCUCGGCUUGCCACCGCGUUGAACAAUGGUGUUUUGUGGUCUCGUUGGAAGAAGUUCUUCGUCCCAUUAAUGUCUGUGUUGCCGUGAUGCCGGAGAAAGAAAAGGAGAAUAAAUUCAUCCCCCAAAGGGCGGCUGUCCCUCAAUCCGCUUACGACAUUCCGCACCGAUUCCAACCCCGUUCUCCAGUCAAGAAGAAGAAGAAGAAGAGUUUGGAUUUAUAUCCCCCCUUUCUCUCCUGCAGGAGACUCAAAGGG
Sphaerodactylus townsendi is the source of this 1482-nucleotide messenger RNA. RefSeq names its product paired like homeobox 2A (gene PHOX2A). The record is from RefSeq and is a predicted model, not a curated record. Gene Ontology annotation, molecular function: DNA-binding transcription factor activity, RNA polymerase II-specific; RNA polymerase II transcription regulatory region sequence-specific DNA binding. The transcript is spliced from 3 exons. Gene Ontology annotation, biological process: regulation of transcription by RNA polymerase II. The coding region runs from base 1 to 777 and encodes 258 amino acids. NCBI's taxonomy places the organism in Eukaryota, Metazoa, Chordata, Lepidosauria, Squamata, Sphaerodactylidae.